AUGGCUACCGACUCUUGGGCCUUAGCUGUAGAUGCACAAGAAGCUGCCGCAGAAUCGAUAGGAUCAUUGCAAAUUAAAGACAGAGGAGAUUACUUCAAAUCAGCAUCAAAUGGGACAGUAAAACCUGGGGAUGAUGGUGACAAGUCAGAGGAUGAGAAAGAGGACAGAGCUGCACAGUCACUCUUGAACAAACUGAUAAGAAACAAUCUUGUCAACACAACCAAUCAAGUGGAGGUUCUACAAAGAGACCCCAAUUCACCGCUUUACUCUGUCAAGUCAUUUGAAGAGUUGCGAUUAAAGCCUCAGCUGCUCCAGGGGGUCUAUGCCAUGGGCUUCAAUAGACCCUCCAGAAUCCAGGAGAAUGCUUUGCCCAUGAUGCUAGCAGAACCGCGUCAGAACUUGAUCGCCCAGUCUCAAUCAGGCACAGGUAAAACAGCUGCCUUUGUACUGGCCAUGCUUAGUCACGUGGACCCAGCUAAUAAAUGGACACAGUGCCUGUGCGUUUCUCCCACAUAUGAACUGGCUCUGCAGACUGGCAAAGUCAUUGAACAAAUGGGAAAGUUUUACCCUGAAGUCACAUUGGCAUAUGCCAUUCGAGGCAACAAACUGGAGCGUGGCAUGAAGGUUCAGGAGCAGAUUGUGAUUGGCACACCUGGCACAGUCCUGGACUGGUGCCUCAAAUUCAAGUUCAUCGACCCCAGGAAGAUCAAAGUGUUUGUUUUGGAUGAGGCUGAUGUCAUGAUUGCCACGCAGGGCCAUCAGGACCAGAGCAUCCGCAUCCAGAGGAUGCUACCUAAAGAUUGUCAGAUGCUACUUUUCUCUGCCACGUUUGAAGACUCAGUGUGGAAGUUUGCAGAGCGUAUCGUUCCAGAUCCAAAUAUCAUUAAGCUGAAGCGAGAAGAAGAGACUUUGGACACCAUCAAGCAGUACUAUGUCCUUUGCGACAGUAAAGAGGAGAAGUUCACAGCACUUUGCAACAUCUACGGGGGGAUCACCAUUGCUCAGGCUAUGAUCUUCUGUCAUACUCGGAAGACAGCAGGCUGGCUUGCAGGACAGCUGUCCAAAGAAGGCCACCAGGUGGCUCUACUGAGUGGAGAAAUGGUGGUUGAACAGAGAGCAGCAGUGAUUGAGCGCUUCAGAGAGGGCAAAGAGAAAGUUUUGGUCACCACCAAUGUUUGUGCUAGAGGAAUUGAUGUGGAGCAGGUGUCUGUGGUAAUCAAUUUUGACCUCCCUGUGGACAAAGAUGGGAACCCAGACAAUGAGACAUACCUACACAGGAUUGGUAGGACUGGACGCUUUGGGAAGAGAGGACUGGCCAUCAAUAUGGUUGACAGUAAACAUAGCAUGAACAUUCUCAACAGAAUUGAGGAACAUUUCAAUAAGAAAAUUGAGAGGCUGGACACAGAUGAUCUUGAUGAAAUUGAAAAAAUCGCAAACUGA
Chanos chanos (milkfish) is the source of this 1440-nucleotide messenger RNA. RefSeq names its product DEAD-box helicase 19a (gene ddx19a). The transcript is spliced from 12 exons. The record is from RefSeq and is a predicted model, not a curated record. Gene Ontology annotation, molecular function: RNA helicase activity; nucleic acid binding; ATP binding. NCBI's taxonomy places the organism in Eukaryota, Metazoa, Chordata, Actinopteri, Gonorynchiformes, Chanidae. The coding region runs from base 1 to 1440 and encodes 479 amino acids.